AUCCUGAUGAAUUUGAGAGGAUAUAUGAGCCCCUAGAUGUGAAGAGCAAGAAGAUUCACAUAGUGGACAGCGGGCUUACAUUUAACCUGCCCUACCCAUUGAUCUUAAGACCUCAAAGAGGGGUUGAUCUCAUCAUCUCCUUUGAUUUCUCAGCAAGGCCAAGUGAUUCCAGUCCUCCUUUCAAAGAAAUUUUGCUUGCGGAAAAAUGGGCCAAAAUGAACAAGCUUCCUUUCCCCAAAAUAGAUCCCAAUGUGUUUGACCGAGAGGGCUUGAAAGAGUGCUAUGUUUUCAAGCCAAAGGAUCCCUCUUCAGAGAAGGACUGCCCAACUAUCAUCCAUUUUGUUCUGGCAAACAUCAACUUCCGCAAAUACAAAGCUCCAGGUGUCCCAAGAGAAACACAGGAGGAGAAGGAUUUUGCAGACUUUGAUAUUUUUGAUGAUCCUAAUUCACCGUUCUCUACGUUCAACUUCCAGUAUCCCAAUGAGGCUUUCAGGAGGCUGCAUGACCUGAUGGAGUUCAACACCCUCAACAACAUCGAUGCGAUCAAGCAAGCUAUGGUGGAAAGCAUUGAAUAUAGGAAGGAGAACCCAUCUCGCUGCUCGGUGUCUCUCAGCAACGUUGAAGCAAGGAGGUUCUUUAACAAAAGCAACCUCAAUAACAACAACCACACGUAGAGCACGUGCUGCAC
Tinamus guttatus (white-throated tinamou) is the source of this 688-nucleotide messenger RNA. Lineage: Eukaryota; Metazoa; Chordata; Aves; Tinamiformes; Tinamidae. The record is from RefSeq and is a predicted model, not a curated record.